Messenger RNA from Magallana angulata, 610 nucleotides. Its product is annotated as complement C1q tumor necrosis factor-related protein 3-like. The transcript has 2 exons. Bases 1 to 585 code for a protein of 194 amino acids. NCBI's taxonomy places the organism in Eukaryota, Metazoa, Mollusca, Bivalvia, Ostreida, Ostreidae. Gene Ontology annotation, molecular function: protein binding. The record is from RefSeq and is a predicted model, not a curated record.
AUGUGCUCAUGUGUUUUGAAAAUUACUCUGUUGAUAUCAAUUUUCAGCGUCCACCUUUUGUUGUUGAGCGUCCUUCUUAUUGUGGGAGGAACUGCCAAUGAAACGCCCCAACAAGUGGUAUCUAGAUAUAACAAUUAUAAGGCGAUAUGUAAUGGACUGGGUUAUAAAAAUUUGGGUUGCAAAGAUAAAACAGAUACAGUUGCGUUUCAAUCUUCAAUCACAAAUACCCGGGAAAAUAUGAAAAACCAAGAAACUGUUAUCUUUGAUAAAGUUUCAUUAAACGAAGGAAAAGCUUACGACAAGACUACUGGGAUAUUUAUAGCACCAUUCGAAGGAAUCUAUUCCUUCACUUGGACAACAUUAACAAUAGGAGGAAAAUAUUUUUUCACUGAAAUUGUGCGGAAUAGUCAACCUAUUGCAUAUAAUCAUAAUGAUGGAAGAGGACGUGGAGGAUACCCUAUGUCAUCUUCACAUGCUAACAUCAAAAUGAAGAAAGGUGAUAAAGUAUGGAUUCGAACCCACCGCAACUAUGGACAGUAUGUUUAUGGUGCAAAUUGGUGCAAUUUCUCUGGAAUAAAAUUCUAGUACAAUUUUUGCGUUAGAAAAUAAA